GGGGCGCCCAUCUUCCUCCGUGCGGCGGAGCCGGCGGGACGCGGCGGGGGCAGCAUGGCUGUUGGAAAAACCCCACGUUCCCACGGGUCGGAAAAACGCCCCGCGUGCAGCACCCGGUCUCAGCUAGAGCUGGAGAUGGACGCGGAUAAGGGGAAGCAGCGCCAGUACUCGCAGAGGAUGGCGGAGCCUCGCUUCAACAACCCCUACUUCUGGCCGCCCCCCCCCACCAUGCCCAGCCAGCUGGACAACCUGGUCCUGAUCAACAAAAUCAAGGAGCAGUUGAUGGCGGAGAAGAUCCGACCCCCGCACUUGCCCCCCACCUCUGUGGCCUCCCAGCAGCCCCUCCUGGUGCCCCCCUCGCCCGCCGAAAGCAGCCAGUCCAUCAUGUCCCUCCCCAAACUGCAGCAGGUCCCGGGUCUCCACCCUCAAGCCGUCCCCCAGCCCGACGUGGCCCUGCACGCCCGACCGGCCACCAGCACCGUCACAGGGUUGGGGCUGGCUUCCCGUGCGCCAGCGGUCAGCACCUCCGAAUCCAGCACGGGGACAGGGACCACCACCCCAUCGACUCCCACCUCCACCAGCCAGAGCCGCCUCAUCGCCUCCUCGCCCACCCUAAUCUCAGGAAUCACCAGCCCUCCCCUCCUCGACUCCAUAAAGACAAUCCAGGGCCACGGCUUGCUGGGGGCACCCAAGGCAGAACGAGGCCGUAAGAAGAUCAAAGCGGAAAAUCCCUCGGGACCGCCGGUCCUGGUGGUGCCCUAUCCCAUCCUGGCCUCGGGGGAGACCGCCAAAGAGGGAAAGACGUACAGGUGUAAGGUCUGCCCCUUGACGUUCUUCACCAAGUCGGAGAUGCAGAUCCACUCCAAGUCGCACACAGAGGCCAAGCCCCACAAGUGCCCCCAUUGCUCCAAAUCCUUUGCCAACGCCUCCUACCUGGCCCAGCACCUGCGCAUCCACCUGGGUGUCAAACCGUACCACUGCUCCUACUGCGAGAAGUCUUUCCGCCAGCUGUCCCACCUCCAGCAGCACACCAGAAUCCACACCGGCGACAGACCCUACAAGUGCCCGCACCCUGGCUGCGAAAAGGCCUUCACGCAACUCUCCAACCUCCAGUCUCACCAGCGACAGCACAACAAGGACAAGCCCUACAAGUGCCCCAACUGCUACCGGGCGUACACGGACUCGGCCUCGCUGCAGAUCCACCUCUCGGCUCACGCCAUCAAGCACGCCAAGGCCUACUGCUGCAGCAUGUGCGGCCGCGCCUAUACCUCGGAGACCUAUUUGAUGAAGCACAUGUCCAAACACACCGUGGUGGAACACCUGGUCAGCCAACACUCGCCGCAGAGGACGGAGUCACCCGGCAUUCCCGUACGGAUCUCCCUCAUCUAACCGGGGACGCCUUCAGCAUCGGUGGAGGGAAAACGUGGUGGGGGGGGAUGUGUGUGUGAAAACAGGACACCCCCACAUGGAGGAGGAAGAGGAGGAGGAAGAGGAAGCAAACCCAACCCGCAGCACCCCAGCCCUGGCCAGGAGCCCGGCGGGACGUGCCCGGGGCCGUGUCCCCCCCCUGCCCCCCCCCGCCAGCUCCGGGUCCCCGCAGGUUUGGUGACACCCAAAGACGGUUUCAGAGCACUUUGAAUCUCUGCGGUUUGGUUUAUUUUUUUUUUUUGGGGGGGGGGGGGGGUCGGGGGGAGGGGAGGUUUCUCCUCCUCGAGUCCCUGCCCCCCCUCCUCAGUUUUUGGAUACAAAUAUAUAUAUAUAUUUAUUGGCCAAGAAGUUGGUGCUGCUAAGAACAGAAAUAAGACCCAAAACGAACCGUGGAUGGAGCAAAAAAUGAAGCUGGGGGGGGGGGGGGGGGGUGUCCUCCCCCCCUUCCUGCCCUGCACCCCUGCCCCCCCCCCGGACUCUCCAGCGGGAGCAGACAGGACUCAGGCAGGGGACUGCAGCGGCCGCCACCUCCUUGGGGACAUUUGGGGUUUAUUUUUAACCAUUUUGGGUUUUUUGCGGGGGGGGGGGCUCUUUUGAGGGAGAAGCCGGCAAGCAGAGUGGCGUCCCUCCGGGGCCGGAUCUGACCCCCCCCCUAUUCCCAGGAUCCCCCAAAAAUCCAUCGGGGUGGGGUGGGAGGAGGAAUCGCUUUGCCUUGUGCCUGCCGGCCCCGGGCGCCUGUACAUAAACCCAUGUAUAGAGGCGGGGAGGGGGGGUCACGCCACUCCCCCCCCCCGCAGAGCCGCGACAAAAAACUCAUCUAUAUUCUGUACUCUUUGGUUCCGGUUUUGGAUAUUAACUGUGUUAUUUUUUUAUACACUUUUUAAGCCUUAACUCAUCGUUUAUUUUGGGUUUUUUUCGCCAGGGUGUUUUAUUUACCUUCUGUUUAUUAAUUUUUACCCCCCCCUCAUUAUUUUUUAUUCCCCCCACCCCGAUUCCUCGUUUCCCCCCUCGAUGUUGUACGAUACUCAAUAUUGUAAUCUUUUUUGUCAGCAUGUUAAUACCGUGUAAAUAUGCCUCUUAUACACUUAACACCCCCCCCCCCCCCCCCCGCCCUGUGGCUCCCCCCCCCCCCCAAGUUUUGGGGCUUUUUUUAUUUUCCUCGAUGGAAAUCCAGGCCACGUGUCCCUAGAGCUAGUUCUUACCUUAUUAAAAAAGGCGAAAAACAAAAAAAAAAAAAAAA
Molecule: messenger RNA, 2668 nt
Organism: Aquila chrysaetos chrysaetos
Lineage: Eukaryota; Metazoa; Chordata; Aves; Accipitriformes; Accipitridae
Product: zinc finger protein 362-like
Biological process (GO): negative regulation of transcription by RNA polymerase II
Molecular function (GO): DNA-binding transcription repressor activity, RNA polymerase II-specific
Source: RefSeq, a predicted model, not a curated record